This is a messenger RNA of Dothidotthia symphoricarpi CBS 119687, 1389 nucleotides long. RefSeq names its product FAD/NAD(P)-binding domain-containing protein. Gene Ontology annotation, molecular function: FAD binding. Lineage: Eukaryota; Fungi; Ascomycota; Dothideomycetes; Pleosporales; Dothidotthiaceae. Gene Ontology annotation, biological process: secondary metabolite biosynthetic process. The transcript has 3 exons. The coding region runs from base 227 to 1375 and encodes 382 amino acids. The record is from RefSeq and is a predicted model, not a curated record.
GAUCAAACCACUAAUUGUCGUCCGAGUGGGUCCCAACUACUCUUUCAGCUGAUACGCGUCAUAAGUUUUGUUCAUUUUUUUGAAAGCCUUAUUGAGGUACAUUCUAUGACAGUCAUCAAAAGCACCAAGCCUGUAAUGGAAUCUGAGGACCGUUUCAUUACGGCCUUGCUCAAAGUUCACCACUGUACCCGUAGGUCAUAAAUUGAUGCUCGACAGUUAACUUACCAUGGCCGUCGACUCCCUCACGCCUUCAUCUGGGCCACAUGUUGCUAUUGUCGGGGGAGGCAUUGUUGGAGUCAUUCUCACGCUUGGUUUGCUGCGCCAGAAUGUCGAGGUGCGCUUGUACGAGCAGGCGGCUGGGUUCCGAGAGAUCGGGGCUGGGAUCGCGUUUUCGGAAUGUGCACGUCGCUGCAUGGAGUUGAUGGACCCGGCCAUUAUCGAUGCCCUGAGACGCUGUGGCGCCGUGUCUGUGUCUGACAAGGCCAGUGAGGAUGACUACUUGCGCUGGAUAGACGGAUACAACCAGCACAGUGUCGACGAUCCCUCAUACCAGAAAUCACUGGCUCAGAUUGGUGGCAGCGGUUUCAACGGCUGUCGACGAGACCAGUUUCUCGAGGAGCUUGCAAAGGAUAUCCCGCCCGGGGUGAUUGUGUUCCAGAAGCGCUUAGACGUUUUGACGCAGGAAGAAGACGGGAAAACACUACUGGGCUUUGUCGAUGGAACAACAGUCAAGGUCGAUGCUGUCAUCGGAUGCGACGGCAUCAAGUCACGCGUCCGCCAACAUCUCUUUGGCGCCAACAACCCGGCCUCGUUCCCGCAAUACACACAUAAAGUAGCAUACCGCGGCCUCGCGCCGAUGGACUGUGCCGUAGAGGUACUCGGAGAGUGGAAAGCACACAACUUCCACCACCACGUCGGCCCAGGCGCGCACCUAACGCACUACCCAGUCGCCAACCACACCGCGCUGAACGUAGUCGUUUUCCUCUCCGAUCCGAACCCCUGGCCAGAUCCCGCGGCCAUGGUCGCCGAGGGCACGCGCAGCGAAGUCGAAACGGCGCUGCGUGGCUGGCAUCCGACUGUCCUCGGCGUCGUGGGCCUCCUACCCGCCACGCUUUCUAAAUGGGCGCUUUUCGACCACGGCGAAUAUCCCGCGUCACGCUACAAUGCAGGUCGUAUCUGCAUAGCGGGUGAUGCUGCACAUGCAAGUAGUCCGCACCACGGCGCUAGUGCAUGCCUAGGUGUGAGUAACCCCCUACAUAACACACUACCAUCUCUAGCUACAUCACUAACAACCACCAAACGAAAAGGUCGAAGAUGCACUCUGCCUCACCACUCUCCUGGGCCAGGUCCGCACGCACACAUCCCGCAAUCCUAACACGCCACUCAUGC